Molecule: messenger RNA, 3822 nt
Organism: Exophiala aquamarina CBS 119918
Lineage: Eukaryota; Fungi; Ascomycota; Eurotiomycetes; Chaetothyriales; Herpotrichiellaceae
Exons: 2
Coding region: 1-3822 (1273 amino acids)
Source: RefSeq, a predicted model, not a curated record
AUGCCUUCAACUCGACCGUGCGCAGCCUUCGAGCCAAUCUCUCCCGACUUCGAUGUCAAGACCCUCGUCGAAUCAACUCCCAAUUUCGAGUGGGUUGUCCGCAUCCACUGUGAUAUGAUUGAUCAUCAAGGUCUGGAGAACUUUGAAAAAUUAGUUCUCAUUCACGUCAUUCUUGGAGGCAAGCCACUCGUCAUCGAGGGCUACGAGACACGACUUGACCGUUGGUCAUUCGCCACACAAUGGCUCCGAGACAAUUGUGGUUCUAAAGUCGAGACUGCUCGCGAUCUGACCAAGAAGAGCAAUGUCCCACUUUCUAUCGGUCAUUACUUGAACAACAUGGCUCUGCUCACGAAUCAAUGGACCAAUGGCAAUUACAAAGACGCUGAUCGUCAGCGCAUGUAUUUGAAAGACAUCGACUGCCCACAACUCUGGCGUGAUAAACUUUCUGAACUCCUUCCUCCUUCCCUGUUUUACCUCAACGAGUCUACUGGCGAUGUCGGCGGCUUUGGCGCUGUCGAUGAGGUCGAUCCGAACCGACCGGGCAUGAGGAAAGGAAGAGGCAUUGCGAAAUCUGGUGACCUUAUGUCAAGCCUACCCCCGGAAAUGCGCGCCGAGAAUCUCAUGUGUUACAUCGGCCACGAGGGCACCUACACCCCGGCUCACCGAGAGAUGUGCGCCAGCCUAGGCCAAAACAUCAUGGUUGAAGCCUCUACUGGCCUUGUCGAAGAAGGGAAACCAACAAAACCAGGCUCCUCCAUCUGGUUUAUGACGGAGUCCAAAGAACGAGAAGUCGUCUCAGAGUAUUGGCUGUCAAGACUUGGUCAUGAUAUCGAGGUGGAAAGCCACUUUGCUCAAAUCAAUGCUUGGAAAAUGGCGCCAUUCAAAACAUACGUUGUUGAGCAGAGACCCGGAGAUUUCAUAUUGAUUCCACCGUUGGCGCCCCACCAGGUGUGGAACAGAGGUACGCGCACAAUGAAAGUCGCAUGGAACAGAACAACGGUCGAGACCUUGGAAAUGGCGCUUCACGAGGCCUUGCCUCGUGCUCGCAUGGUCUGCCGCGAUGAGCAGUACAAGAACAAGGCCAUCAUCUACUACACAAUGCAAAAAUAUUCCAAACAACUUAAAGCAGCCGAAAAAAUCAAGCAAAAGUUGCUCGCCGCUGGACGCCACCUCCCUGGCAAUGAUGUCAGAGUCCGCCAGCUGGAGAAGGAUUUCCGCCGGCUCCACGGUCUUCUCACUGAGAUCCUUGUUUCGGAAAGCUUUUCUACAGCGCAGAAAGAGCCUCCUGUGGAGAAGCUGACUUACGAUAGCAAUGUCACUUGUUCAUACUGUCGCUGCAAUAUUUUUAACAAGUUUUUGACCUGUCCUAAUUGUGUCGAAAAAACCCCAGGAGGCGAUGAUGACACUUACGACAUUUGCUUGGAAUGCUAUGCAAUGGGUAGAAGUUGUGCAUGCAUUUCAAAGCUCAAAUGGGUGGAACAAUGGCCCUGGGAUGAUUUAGUGCAGAAGCAUGAGCAAUGGCGACAUCAGAUCCUUCAGUACGGGGGCAAGGUUACUGAAAAAUCCCCCAUGUCGCUUAAGACCGAGCUUGAUCGACUUGGUAGAAAACCCACGCUUGCACACAUCUGUCAGCUGGAAUUGCAACGUCGACCGUUUCGUGACAUUCGUCGCGCUCCCUCUCCUGUUAUCCAACACGAAGAGGAGGAUGAGCCUCAGGUUGACGACGAGGGCAGGGUCAAGAAAAGGAAACAGAAGAAGAAAACCGAGAAGUUCAUACGUGAGCAUGGGCGUUGUCACAUUGACUCUUACUGGGAACCGAAAUGGAAGCAGGCAUCCUGUUCUCAUUGCAGCAAGAACUAUUGCUAUGGCAGCCUUUUCCGAGCCUAUGAUAUGAAACCACAAGACAUCCUUGCAGAUCCUGAUUGGAAAUGUCCGAGCUGUCGCAACAUCUGUGGCUGUCGAGUUUGUUGUAGAAAGCCGGGUUACAAGCCAUACACUCCAUCCAGCACGAUGUUGGGCCACAAUACGAAAGCGGUGGCUGAUCCACGAUCUAUGGAGGUUUUGGUGGAUUUCUCUUUCUCUAAUAUCGGGUGGAUCCAAAAGGCGGGCGAUGAUAAUGGGGCUAACACUCGGCGUCUUAAGAAGCGGAGAAAAGAGGCCGAUGCCGCCAAAGCUCAAGAGACACAACUCGGUGAUGACUACGUGGACCUAGAGAGUAGAGACAAUGACAUCGAAGAUGGCAUCCUGCGUCUUGCCGCCUAUGAAGGGAUACCGAUUGAUCCGGCCCUGGGAACUUGUGGGGGCGUCAGUGGUGGAGGGUCGACUGCAGAUUCAGACGAGUAUGACGAGAAUCCUGAGGGUGCAAGAUUAGAUGAGGACGCAUCCCCAGCAGAUUUAUCUGGUAUUGAGCAUGCUGUGCCCGCCGGUGGCGUACUCCGGGAUGUGGACCAUGCGUAUGACAUGACCGAGGCCAUCACGUAUGACUAUCCCGAUCCCGAGUCAGGUCGACAUAUCGCCGUCACGUUGGAGGAAGAAGCAGCUCCGAUCCCGCCUGGUUAUAUACCUGCAGUACCUGACGAGAAUGGAGAUAUACAUAUGGAGAAUCGAAAACGCAAGCGAACAAAAUUGGACGAAGGAGAUCGGGCUUUCCAGUCCAACAAGUCAUAUGUCGACAAAGGCAACAAAAAGCGCAAGUCACUAAUCGUGAAGCUACCGAUCCAUCCUGAAAAGUUGGCGGCAAUCAAGCCAAUGGCGCUGAUGGCUCGACAAGCGUUGAAUGGCACUGAAGUCCCGGCCCCAGUGAUCAGUUCUGAUUUACAAGCACUAAACGCCGCGGAGGGCAACCUCCAGCAGGUGCCAAAGUACGCCCGUAGAGGGCUAGAACAUGUUGCUGUGGAACAAGAUGACGACUUUACCCCUGGGCGAUAUCGAGACCGUCGAAAAGCUAUGGCAGAUGGAGUUGCAAGGCCUCCACCGGAUUCGGACAUCACUAGAAGACAGACUCGAAUGCACAACGUUCACUAUGAAGAACCAGACGAGGAAGAGUUUAAUGAAGUACUGCCUAAUAACCCAGGCGGUGCUAGAAAGAGAAACAUAAUGGUGGUCAGAUUGGAUGAUGCCGAACUGGGAUUUGAAACGGAUGUUGAAGCCGAAGAUGAGAAUAUGUCAGACGUUGACGCCACCGAAGUCAGCAGCUCCCGAGAAGUGUCAGCUUCGACAAAUGGGACGCCGCUCGCUCCUAACCCCCUUCAGGACGACCGUGCUAGCUCAACACGGAAGUCUUCCCUCGAGCCAGUUGGACGGCUAGCUUCGAUCUCUUCUCUGCGACCUGCGGGAACGGCCCGAAGGACUGCUAGGCAAUCUCCUGGGCCGAAACAUGGUUCAAAAAUGCUUGCCGAAGCCCAGGCAAACCGAAAGGCAAAGAUGGCUGCCAUCGAAUGGUUGGAUAAUGAUAGUGAGGACCUCGAAGAUGCCUGGUCGGAGAAUUCCUUCGUGGAAGAGCCAGCACCACCAAAGCAGCAACCAAAUGCACCGACACCGACAGCCGCCCGCCCUAUGGCUGCAUUAGAAACAGGCAUAACUGCGACUGUGAGACGUGUCCCACAAAUGGCAUAUGCGGAAGUGGCAAGUGCACCGUCCAAGCCAGUGAAACCUGUUGCCUCUCUCACGAAGGUCUCAAAAGAUGCCUGGGUAGACAGUGAGGGCUCAGAUGAUGAAGCGGUUGUGGCAAAGCCAGCAGGCUGGGCAAGUGUCAAUGCAAGUAACGCAUCGUCGUUUCAACCCGCGACUUCGAAGAAACGUGGUCGACCACGAAAGUCUUGA